AUGCGGCUACCUUUACUCGACGCCGAAGACGGUCUCCAACACGCACCGAGCCGCGUUCCGCUAUCUCUGGCCAGUGCUUCGCGCCUGCGUAUGGUUCAACGCCUGGCGCGUGCGAAACGAUCGCGUCUUUCGCGCCGACCUACCAUGCCAAGUCCAUGGACGAUUGCCGUCAAGGCGGCGCGUGUCGCUCAAAUGCACUUGCACCACAGCCUCGUUCAAGAGCCCGGGCAGAUGGCUCUCCGUCGCCUUCUCCGGCUCCUCGCCCAACACGAGUGGCCGCGCCAGCACCUUGUCCCGCGGAUCGCGCUCCUGCCUCCGCCGGUCGAGAUCAUGCUCACAACCAGCGCCUACACAACGAAGAAAGUCCGACAAUUCUAUUUAGCGUAG
Messenger RNA from Aphanomyces invadans, 387 nucleotides. RefSeq lists its product as hypothetical. The transcript is spliced from 2 exons. Lineage: Eukaryota; Oomycota; Saprolegniomycetes; Saprolegniales; Verrucalvaceae. The record is from RefSeq and is a predicted model, not a curated record. Bases 1 to 387 code for a protein of 128 amino acids.